AUGUCAGACGGAAAGGAUCCCGUGAUUACGGAUAUUUUGCGCAAGAUUGAGAGAGAGAGAAACAUUGCCCUUGGAGCUAGCAAUUUGCGCAAAGAGACGUCCAAUGCGCUGGUGAUUCAGAAAUGCAACACCUCCAUCAGAGAGGCCCAGAAAAACAUUGAAUAUUUGGAACAAACGCUCAAGAAACUGCGGAUUCAGAAGAACGUUGCUAGUGACAACGACACGUCUGUGGCGUCCGCCAAGUCUGUUUCUGCGGAGAGCGCUGUUCCCGCGAGCGGUGAUGUCGUUCAAAAUAAACCCCAAAUCCACAAACCAACGUUUACUGUGUUGGAUUUGCUGAAAUACGAGUGUCCGUCGCUCGGCCACAGAAUACAGUACAUGUUGCAGCAGCUUGAGUUCAAGAUCCAGGUUGAAGAGCAGUACAGAGAAGCAAACGAAAAGAUCUACAAAUUGUAUCAGUUGGAAGGAGACCGCCGCAGUAUUGCCGCCGCCGCGGACGGCCGCAUCGAGGGUGAGCGCAAGCUUCAGCUGAUGCGUAAGGCGCUCAAACAGUACCAGUCGAUGUACAUUGACAUCGACGACGUGGCGCGUGAAAACGCCGUCAUCAACGCUUUCAGAAAAAACCCGCUGACCGGCGUUUUGUCAAUCACCGUGUCUACUGUGCGUAAUGUCGACCACAUGGCCUCGCCGAUGUUUACCAGAAACCCGGAGUCCAUUGUUUCGAUCAAGAUCGACGAUGUCGAGCGUGGUCGUACCAAGGGAUCAAGAAACGACCGCUGGAACGAGACGUUUGAGAUCGACGUCGAAAAAGCCAACGAGGCGGCAAUCACAGUCUACGACAAGUCGGGAGACCAUCUCGUUCCUGUUGGGCUCGCAUGGCUGCCUCUUUCCGACAUUGCAGAGGAGAUCCGUCGGAAGAAGGUCACUCAAGAAAGGGGCGGUGGCGACUGGAUGAUUGGGUCUGCUUUACAGCAAGGUCCAAAGAGCCAAGUCAGCUCUUCCACCUCCAAUUUGAGCGGGAAGUCCGAUUCCCAAGGAGAUCCUUCCGCUUCUGCCAACGAGUCUACAGAGGAUUCAACUACAGACACUAAAGUUGUUUCUUCCACCUGUUGGUUCGAGUUGGAGCCAACAGGACAGAUAUUGGUGACAAUUGGAUUCACUAAAGCAAACGAACACCAAAAGGGUGAGAGAUACGCCUUUGGUGGCGGAUUGGGCCGUCAUGGUGCUAUUCGUCAAAGAAAAGAGGAGAUCUUCGAAUAUCACGGCCACAAGUUCGUUCAAAAACAAUUCUACAACAUCAUGUGCUGUGCCGUUUGCGGCGAUUUCCUCAGAUAUACUGGAUUCCAAUGUGAAGACUGCCGUUUCCUGUGCCAUAAGAAGUGCUACAAGAAUGUCAUUAAUAAAUGUAUUUCUAGAACCAGUGCCGAUGCUGCUUCAGAAGAAACCAAACUCAACCACAGAAUUCCUCAUAGAUUUGAGCCAGUUGCCAACAGAGGUACCAAGUGGUGUUGUCACUGUGGUUACAUUCUUCCAUGGGGUAGAAAGAAUAUCAGAAAGUGUUCCGAGUGUGGUAUUUUCUGUCAUGCUACAUGUUCGCAUCUUGUGCCGGACUUCUGUGGUAUGUCCAUUGAGAAAGCCAGCCAGAUUCUUUCUGCCAUCAAGUCCACCCAGGUUGGCAAGACUCCAAAACCAAAAGCCGUCACUAAUAAAUCUUCUGCCACGUUGGCUACCGUUUCAAGCAAAGUUACUCCUUCGUUGACGUCUGAACAAACAAAAGUCGAGUCUGCUCCAUCGCAACAUUCAUAUCCAGAUGUUGCUGUCACGAAGCAGGCCUACCAGAAACAGCAAAAGAACGUUGUUCCAGACAAAUACGAAGAUAGACAGCUUCCAGAGAUCCCUGCCCCAGCAGCAGAGACUAAGCAAAACAAAGAGGUUCCACCGUUGCCAAUUGCGACCGAGCCUGUCACAGAAAAACGGCCGUCUACCAAGGACGGUGCUGUUGCUCACCACCGCUCCAAACAGCGCCGUCACCGUCACAGAUACGGACUUGACGACUUCAACUUUGUUGCUGUUCUCGGAAAGGGUAAUUUUGGUAAAGUUAUGUUGGCCGAGAGCGUUCACACCAAGAAGUUGUGUGCUAUCAAAGUGUUGAAGAAAGAUUUUAUCAUCCAGAACGACGAAGUCGAGAGCACCAAGUCUGAGAAACGUGUGUUCUUGAUUGCCAACAAGGGUAAACAUCCGUUCCUGUUGAACCUGCACCAGUGUUUCCAGACCGAGAACCGGGUCUACUUUGUGAUGGAGUACAUCACAGGUGGAGAUUUGAUGUGGCACGUUCAACAGAAACGAUUCUCGCUCAAGAGAGCACAGUUCUAUGCUGCCGAGGUUCUUCUAUGUCUGAAGUUUUUGCACGAGAACGGUGUCAUUUACCGUGACUUGAAGCUGGAUAACAUUAUGUUGAGCGAGACGGGUCACAUCAAGCUUGGUGACUAUGGAUUAUGCAAGGAGAACAUGUGGUAUGGUGAGAAGACGUCUACUUUCUGUGGUACUCCUGAGCUGAUGGCUCCCGAGAUCCUGAAGGAGCAAGGCUACGACAAGGCGGUUGACUGGUGGGCGUUCGGUGUGCUUUUGUACCAGAUGCUGCUGACCAAGUCUCCGUUCAAGGGAGAAGACGAGGACGAAGUUUUCAACGCCAUUUUGACAGACGAGCCAUUGUAUCCGAUCAACAUGUCGAAGGAGGCCGUUGACAUCCUGCAAAGACUGUUGACGAGAGACCCUGCCCAGCGUCUUGGAUCUGGCGAGGCCGAUGCUCUUGAGAUCAUGGCUCAUCCAUACUUUGCCAACAUCAACUUUGAUGACAUCAUCAACCUUCGGGUGACUCCGCCUUUCAUUCCAGAGAUCAAGGAUCCGCGCAAACCUGAGUGCUUCGACGAGGAAUUCACGUCGCAGGCCGCCAAGCUGACUCCGGUGAACAGUGUUCUUUCUCCGUCGAUGCAAGAGAUGUUCCGUGGAUUUACGUAUGUGAACGACGAGAACGCAAUUUAA
Ogataea philodendri is the source of this 3042-nucleotide messenger RNA. RefSeq lists its product as uncharacterized. The transcript has a single exon. NCBI's taxonomy places the organism in Eukaryota, Fungi, Ascomycota, Pichiomycetes, Pichiales, Pichiaceae. The coding region runs from base 1 to 3042 and encodes 1013 amino acids. The record is from RefSeq and is a predicted model, not a curated record. Gene Ontology annotation, biological process: fungal-type cell wall biogenesis; protein phosphorylation; signal transduction. Gene Ontology annotation, molecular function: ATP binding; diacylglycerol-dependent serine/threonine kinase activity.